ACUGCUCUCAGCUCAGCUGCACGACUUCAACCUGCAGACAGAAAAAUAAUAAUAAUAAUAAUAAAGAAAUCACUUUCGGAUAGAAAUCUAGAUGUUUAGUAACUCGUGCAGAUCGGAGCGCUUCACUUCCUUUCUAACAGACCCAGAGAUCAGAGAUCAGGAGGGAAGAGCAGAAAUGUUCAAGAGCACCGCAGGACUGCUGAACUAGUGUCGUGUCGAGGUACAGAGGGGAGAAGAGUCUGAGUUUCUCCUGAGAUGCUGCAGCUGCGUGAAGUCGGGAGGUCGGGGGGUAGCGGACCUGAGAGAGCGCAGGGGGUCUGCCUGGCCUUCAUCCUCCUGCUGCUCAUGUUCACUCCGACUGUGGACUCGUCCUGGUGGUACAUUGGUGCACUUGGCGCACGGGUCAUAUGCGAUAACAUUCCUGGCCUGGUUAACAAGCAGCGGCAGUUGUGCCAGAGACACCCAGACUUAAUGCAGUCAAUUGGCGAGGGAGCCAAGGAAUGGAUUCACGAGUGUCAACACCAGUUCCAGCACCAUCGCUGGAACUGUAGCACACUGGAACGUGACCACACUGUCUUUGGCCGCGUCAUGCUCCGAAGUAGCCGUGAAGCUGCAUUUGUGUACGCGAUCUCUUCUGCUGGAGUGGUGUAUGCAAUCACUCGGGCCUGCAGCCAGGGGGAGCUCAAAAGCUGCACCUGUGACACCCACAAGAGAGGAAGAGCACAUGAUGAAAUGGGUGACUUUGACUGGGGUGGCUGUAGUGACAAUGUAAAUUAUGGUAUCAAGUUUGCCAAAGCCUUCGUCGAUGCCAGGGAGAAAAUGGUAAAAGAUGCCCGAGCCCUGAUGAACCUGCACAACAACCGCUGUGGCAGAAUGGCAGUGAAGCGUUUCAUGAAGCUGGAAUGCAAGUGUCAUGGCGUCAGUGGUUCGUGUGCUCUGCGGACCUGUUGGCUCGCUAUGUCUGAUUUCCGGCGCACAGGAGACUACUUGAGGAAGAAGUACAACAUGGCAGUGGAGGUCACAAUGAACCAGGAUGGCACUGGGUUUAUGGCUGCAGACAGGAACUUCAAAGGUACAACCAAAAACGAACUGGUGUACGUGGAAAACUCUCCAGACUAUUGCCUCAUGGACCGAACAGCAGGUUCUCUGGGCACAGCAGGGAGGGUGUGCAAUAAAUCUUCCAAAGGCAUGGAUGGCUGUGAAGUUAUGUGCUGUGGCCGUGGAUAUGACACCACACGGGUUAAGCGGAUCACCAAGUGCGAGUGCAGAUUCAAAUGGUGUUGCUCGGUGGAGUGCCAAGACUGUGAAGACACUGUGGAUGUUCACACUUGCAAACCACACAAGCGCCCAGAUUGGCUAGAUCUUACUUGACUUCUGUGGCAGUGGCCAAAAUGUUCUCUUCUCAGGACUCCCAAGUGGACCAAAGAACCAGUGGAUGCAUGGUUCCAGCUUGCUAGUGUCUGUCUGCAGAAUGUUGCAGAAGUGAAAUUUUUCUUUAAUCUGGACCCCUGGUUGUCCUUGGACAGAAAAAAGAAAAAAGGAUUUAAUAUUUGUUUUUUUCUCUCUUGUUGUCGUGGUUAAAUGACCUCGAAUAAGAGCACAGAACUUACUGCACAUUGCUUUAAAAUGUACAGACACCAACGUUUUGACAACUUCUUUGAUGAGAACUUGAUUAAGCAUUUUGUUGUGG
Clarias gariepinus (North African catfish) is the source of this 1690-nucleotide messenger RNA. RefSeq names its product wingless-type MMTV integration site family, member 2Ba (gene wnt2ba). The record is from RefSeq and is a predicted model, not a curated record. The coding region runs from base 256 to 1371 and encodes 371 amino acids. Gene Ontology annotation, biological process: multicellular organism development; canonical Wnt signaling pathway; cell fate commitment. The transcript has 5 exons. Gene Ontology annotation, molecular function: cytokine activity; frizzled binding. Gene Ontology annotation, cellular component: extracellular region. NCBI's taxonomy places the organism in Eukaryota, Metazoa, Chordata, Actinopteri, Siluriformes, Clariidae.